AUGACCCCUAAGGAACAGAUCCUUAAUGUCGCCAAGUCCAGGCCGAAAAACACGAAGAAGACGACGCCAGCAGACACCAAGUCGGUGGGCCCUUCCGAAGCAGAUCCGCUAGGCUGGUCGGAAGAUGUAGUAACCAUUGCCCACCACCGACGUAAGCUGAACACACUCUUGGCAAGCGACCCCGUUGCAAAAUCCCUUGAGAUCCAGCUACUUGGACUACCAGGGACGCCGGUGUCGCCCCUUCCACGACUUCGCACGGUCACCGAGGCGGUCAACGUGUUAGUUACGCUCCUCCGUGAGGUAAACAAGGCUGCAGGAAUGUAA
Messenger RNA from Peronospora matthiolae, 324 nucleotides. NCBI's taxonomy places the organism in Eukaryota, Oomycota, Peronosporomycetes, Peronosporales, Peronosporaceae. The record is from the annotation of a GenBank genome assembly.